UCCAUGGUGGCUUUACCCCUUCGGGAAAUAGGACCCCCGGAUGACACAGGAAUCCCCAGGCUCCAGUACUGGCCAUUCUCCACCAGUGAUCUGUAUAACUGGAAAACUCAGAGUGCUCGGUUUUCAGACAACCCCAAAGAUUUACUGGCUUUACUAGAUAGUGUCAUGUUCACCCACCAGCCCACUUGGGAUGAUUGUCAGCAGCUCCUCCGAAUUUUGUUCACCACGGAAGAGCGAGAGAGAAUACAGAUAGAAGCUAGAAAGCUGGUCCCGGGGGACGACGGUCAACUGACUGCCAACCCCGACCUCAUAAACGCAACCUUUCCUCUGACCAGGCCGGCGUGGGACUACAACACGGCAGAAGCCUUACAGAAAAUUCACCAAGAAAUCUGGCCCAAGCUGAGAGAGCUAUAUGAGACCAGUCCCCCACCGACACCCCAUCCGUACCAGCCGGGAGACUGGGUCCUGGUUAAGCGACACCGACAAGAGACCCUAGAGCCCAGGUGGAAAGGACCACUCCAAGUACUCCUGACCACACCCACCGCCCUGAAGGUAGAAGGCAUUGCGUCGUGGAUCCACUACACCCACGUCAAGCCAGUGGACCCAACCUCCGACCUUCUGGGGCCAAUCACGGCAGCGGCGGCUGAAGCACCGGACACGUGGACUGUGGACAGAGCUAAGAACAACCCCUUAAAACUCACCCUGUGCCGGCAGCAUAACUCACUGCAAACAUGCAGUUAGGUAGUCUAACUCUAACAUUAGUCGCCCUAGUGGCCGCUGGGGAAAACAUAAAGCCAGCUCCUAAUCCCUUUGUCUGGAGAUUCUGGCUUUAUGAAAACCAAACCCACCCUGGGCAACCUCAUAAGCCCGGGAAAUUAGUGGCCAGUGCAGAUUGCCCCUCCUCAGGGUGCAAUAGCCCAAUUUUACUAAAUUUUACCAAUUUCCCAGUAGCCAAACCAGUGGCACAAAUAAUAUGCUUCGAGUAUGAUCAGACUGAAUACAAUUGUAAGCACUAUUGGUGGCACCAAAGUGCCGGCUGCCCUUAUAACUAUUGUAACAUCCAUAAAUACCAAUGGUGGG
This is a messenger RNA of Pan troglodytes (chimpanzee), 1080 nucleotides long. RefSeq lists its product as uncharacterized. Lineage: Eukaryota; Metazoa; Chordata; Mammalia; Primates; Hominidae. The record is from RefSeq and is a predicted model, not a curated record. Gene Ontology annotation, biological process: virion assembly. Bases 4 to 741 code for a protein of 245 amino acids. The transcript has 2 exons.